Molecule: messenger RNA, 21548 nt
Organism: Pelobates cultripes (western spadefoot toad)
Lineage: Eukaryota; Metazoa; Chordata; Amphibia; Anura; Pelobatidae
Source: the annotation of a GenBank genome assembly
CGGAGGGAGUCACGUGGGGGGGGGGGGGUCAGGAAAACCGGGUGAUUCGAAUGGACGGCUAUAGCACGUCACGGCGGGAGAAGCUGCGGGGGAUUCUGGGGAAUGGUCCAGGCAGUGACUGCAGCCUGUGCUCGCGGUGCUUCAUGGGAAACCUCUCUUAUUGAAUAGGCACCAACAUAGUCCGCAGCGCAGGAGGCCCCUGGCUGAAUGAUUUAUAGAUUUAACGAUUCCUGGGAAAUAAUAACCGGAGUCCGCGCGCUCUGAGCGCCCCUUAAAGUACGGUAAGCGGAGCCAUGGCACAAUCUGCCCGCCUCUUACCCCAAAUUCCCACCUUUAUUAAAUGACGUCAGCCGCCGCCAUAUUAUUAUUAUUAUUAUUAUAUAGCGCCGUCAGAGUCCGUAGCGCUGUACUAUACUAUCUCCGCUAUAUUAUUAUUAUUUAUAUAGCACCGUCAGAGUCCGUAGCGCUGUACUAUACGAUGUCCGCUAUAUUAUUUAUUAUUUUAUUAUUAUUUAUAUAGCGCCGUCAGAUUCCGUAGCGCUGUACUAUACAAUCUGUGAACGCUUUCAUUUUUCCUCCUUUGCAGAAGUUGCACGAUUGGCCGAAGUAACACGAGGCGUUCGGCGCAAACAUGGAGGAGGCGCAGGAUCUAUUUCGAGAAGGUAACGAACGCGUAGAGACACACAUCUCUAUAUUUAGCUUUGUUCAGAUCGGUCAGAUCUCUUCGAUCAUUCCCUGUCAGUCUGACAAGCUUAUGGUGCCCAUUGCUCUGGACGCUAGAGUGAAAUAGGUUUUUCUUCCACCUGUCAAUCAGAUCUUCAGCUUCGAUUCUAUGCCGAAGAAUUGAUUGACAGGUAGAGCAGUGGGGACUUCUCUUCUGCUCUUGAGACAUAGCAACCACAGCACUCACUUCAUUCAGAUGCAAAAUAAGUGAGGAGGUUGGGAGGACCCACCUCUCUAAGGAGAUUGUCGGGGAAAAGGAAAGCUCCGGUAAGGCAUGACAAGCUACCUUUAAAGCAUCCAUAUUUUAAUGCAUCGUAUAGAUAAUUAAAGGGUUACUCCAACCACCAUGACCGCUUCAUUGAUGUGAAGUUGUCAUGGUGGUAGGUGUCCGUAUGGACAGUGUUUCUUAGCUAGUUUCCCCCCCUCCCACCGCACACGUGAUAUUGACAGCCCAGAAUUCUGUGCAUUAAAAAGAUAAAUCUGUCAUCAGCGCGUACUGCACUCUGUCAAAUGACAGAAAUCUUCUCCUUUGCAAGUGGGGCACCUGCAGGGGGGAGAUUGUGUCCCCCUUGCCUUGUUGCCACUAGUAUUUUUUUUCAGCCAAGGGUGCGUGCAUGCUCUAUGAGCCGGCAAAAUGGACCAAUAGUCUGGAGGGGGGGCAGAAGUCAGCGCUGAGACUUUUACCCGGCACUGGAUUCCAGCUGGGUAAAACUCUUCAUUUUGCAGCUUAACUGCAAAUAUUUAGGGGGAAGUGGGAACCUUUCCAUAGUUUCAAUUAGGGCAUUUUACCGAGGAAAAAACUCCUCCCCCUCACCCCCCAAGGGGUUGCGUACAAUUAUUUGACAUCCCAGAUAAUAAGAUGCAAAAUGAAAAUAAUGUAGUGACUUAAAGCAAAAUAAAACACAGAAAAGUACUACAGCAACCGUGUAUGAUCCUUCCAUAUACACCAAUACACAACAAACAAAAAAGUGUAGCACAUAAAGUUAAUAUUUAUAUAAAUAUAGGGUGAAUCCUAUAUAGGGAAGAAAUGACACAACAUAGUGCAAAAUAGUUUGUAUACAAUGUAUGGAUACGCGACAAAUGGCCACUCACAAUGAUAUGUAGUAAAUAAACCCAGUCUGGAGAUCAGGAAGGUUGGUCCCUCCAGAUGGUAAAUGACAGUAAUAGAGAACCCAGUUAGCAGGCAGUAUAAACUGAUAGUAUAAAAAAAGAUUUAUUCACUCACAUGAGUUAGCAAAAUUCCAGCAUAAAAAGGUCAUCCUACGCGUUUCAUCCCGUAGUAGGGACUUCCUCAGGGACAAUCAAUUACAAGUUGCAACUAUUAUUGUCAUAUACCAUCUGGAGGGACCACCCUUCCUGAUCUCCAGACUGGGUUACAGCUGCAUUAAUACUGAAGGCAUUUUUACUACAUAUCCCUGUGAGUGGCCAUUUGUCGCAUAUCCAUGUCAUUACUUCCCUAUAUAGGAUUCACCAUAUAUAUAUAUAUAUAUAUAUUGUAUUACGAAGAUUACUGUGAGGAAAAUCUUCGGGUUUAUAGCCAAAAAGGGAAGUGUAUUUCUAAAUUUUGAGCACUAUCUUUAGGUGUGAAAGUCACUAUUAUAUUGAAUUAGAUAAAGUUAAUGUUUACCUAUAGCUCAUAUGUCAAAUAAAUUGUGGUAAUCAAAUGUCCACAUUUACGUGGAAAAACAGCAAACACAAAUAGAGUAAUAUUGUUUUAACCUUAAUCCAUGAAUUAAAAAAAACAAAUUGCGCACUGACAAUAAGAGCCAAAUAUUCCUGGUUCCAAGAAUUAAGGCGGUCCACUUUUUUCUUUGUUGAAGAUAUAAAAAUAUAAGACUUGCAAACCUUCGUCUUUCAUUUUUUUUUUAAACCUUUUUUAUGUCUUUUAACAAGAUUUUUUAACAUUCACUUUCAAUAAACUGGUGAAAUAAUAGUGUUUGAAGUAUUGUGACUACAGCAGAGUUAAGAUGUUUUUAUUUAUUUUAUUUUUUUUGUCAUUUUGUUCUAAGGUGUGAUGUCCCACUUGGAAGAAUUGGAGACACUGUCCCAUAAUUUAGCUAUGAGACAAGAACAAAAAAGAUCUGACCUUUACAAAAUGGAGAGCAUGAAGGAGGUGGCUGUCAAGCUGAGGAAAGAGAGGGAAGAUCUCCGGGCUAAACUGAGUCUGCAGGAAGCAGAGGUAAGAUAUGGUGCCCGAGUUUGGGAGAAAGGGCUUCACAUUAUCAGACUGUAUGGGAGAGGCAGCUCACACAGGUACCAGAUUCACAUCACUCAUGCCCAAUAUCUGCCUGUAUGGGAGAGGCAGCUCACACAGGUAACAGAUGCACAUCACUCAUGCCCAAUAUCUGCCUGUAUGGGAGAGGCAGCUCACACAGGUACCAGAUUCACAUCACUCAUGCCCAAUACCUGCCUGUAUGGGAGAGGCAGCUCACACAAGUUCCAGAUGCACAUCACUCAUGCCCAAUAUCUGCCUGUAUGGGAGAGGCAGCUCACACAGGUACCAGAUUCACAUCACUCAUGCCCAAUACCUGCCUGUAUGGGAGAGGCAGCUCACACAAGUUCCAGAUGCACAUCACUCCUGCCCAAUACCUGCCUGUAUGGGAGAGGCAGCUCACACAGGUUCCAGAUGCACAUCACUCAUGCCCAAUACCUGCCUGUAUGGGAGAGGCAGCUCACACAAGUUCCAGAUGCACAUUACUCAUGCCUAGUACCUGCCUGUAUGGUCCCAUUAAUAACUUACUGAGCAAUGUGAUUUUGUUCCUAUCUUCACAGUCUCGUUAUGAAAGACAUCAUUUCAACCCAUACAGCCUGGAGGGCCCUAUAAAUGUUUGUUUUGUCAACUAACAAUUUUAGUCGACUAAAAUGUUUGAGAUUAAGUCAAUUAAAACUAUUCAGAUGACCAAAAUACGACUAAAACUAAAAUGGCUUUUUAGUCCAAAGACUAUGACGAAAACUGAAUUGAAAUUUGCCACCAAAAUGAACACUGCACGGGGGUCUGUGAUAAGAGCAAAAGAGACAGAACAGGGCUUGGGAGAGAGACACAUAGAGAGGCUGAUAUGGCACAAAGAGACACAGAGGGGCUAGAGAAAGGGCAAGUGAGACAGACCAAGGCUUGUGAGAGAGACACCUAAGGGGGCUUGGAGGGCACAAAGAGACACAUAGGCGCUGAAGAAAGGGCAAGAGAGACAAACCAGGACUUGGGACAGAGACACCUAGAGGGGCUGAAAGGACACAAAGAGACAUAGAUGGGAUGGAGAAGGGGAAAAAGAGACACAGGCUUUAACUAAACCCAUUUUUAGUUGUGUUGACUAAAAUCUACUGGAGAUUUAGUCGACUAAAAUUGAAACAAUUUAGAUGACUAAAAUCUGAUUUAUUUAUUUUUUUAGUCAAAAGACUAUGACUAAAACUAAAUUUAAGUUUGCCACCAAAAUUAACACUGGUCCCUAUCUGCUUGGAACAUUCAGUUUCACUAUAGGAUUUUUAAAGAGCAGCUUGUAAUCUCAUUGUUGGUUCAUCAGCUGAUAAACACAUUGGUUUCAAACUAGCAUUGUGCAAACCUAACUCCUCCAGGUGUUGAAGGGGCUGUAACCAGUAAAUGGAUGUAACAUUAUCAGCUGAGUUCUGUAAUAUUCCAGAGAAUCUGCUCUUCACUGUUUGUUUAUAGGAGAUGGAGUUGAGUCAUAGUAAUCUGUUCCUAGUGUAAUGAUGCACUCAUGCUGUACUGCCCACGGGUAGUUUUGUGAUGUUUCCCGGAUGCAGCACCGGACCCACAAAGCAGGAAGGCCUGGUACAUUCUAAUUAAAAAACUUGUGUGUGUGAGACCUGGGGUUUCUGGGAAAGGGUAACGUACAGGUUGUAAAACAAGGUUAAAUAACGGAAAGCAGGAAUAAAUGCUGAAUCGAAACUUCACUAGUAACUGGCGUGACACGAAUCGCAAUGACAAUAUAUACAUUCUGUGCAGAUUCAAGCAUUCACCAUUCAGAAGACACCCAUACUUGAUCUCCGGCAGACAUCGGAAAGCACCCAAGAUCCUAUCCGAGAGAGGGAGCUGGAGGAAUUAAAGGAGAUCCUGGGAGCUUACUGGUUAACGGGUAAGCCUUUACUCUCAGGACUGUCAUACCAUCAUUUAAAUGGGAACCUUCCAGUGGAAAUGACAGCACUGGAUGCUCCUUUUUAUAUUUAAUUAUAGAUUUAGGAACUAAGUUCACAAUGCAGCCUCUGCACAGCCACCUUGCAAAUGAGAAUGCUGAAGAAACACGGUUUAAUUUUUCUCUCCUCCAUGUGCCUUCUCUACAGUGUCUGACAGGGAGUGAAGAUUGGAGCAUCUAGGCAGGAUAAGGAGCUGUUAAUGUCAUACAUGGUUUUAAUAAAUUAAAGUUUGGCACUGCAAUGCUAUUGUUAGGCGUCGUCGUUCUGCUACUCAUUGUCUUUUCCCAUCCUUGAGAUGGUAAUAGGAGCUGGGAAGACAGACAUUUUUCCCUUCGUUGUCAGCAAAUUAGUACAAGUGCACCUGUCAUGCCUAACACAAUCUGUUUCUCUAUAAAGAUCAUCAAAUUCCAUCUAUGCAGUUUACUGGCCAGAUUGCUACCCAACAUACACUAAUCAACAUUAGAAUUCGCUGCAUCUGACAGUCAUGGACUCUUUGUCUGUGCCAUUGUCAUGCUGUCAGCGAUAACGACUAAAUCUUUUGUGUCUGCAUGAACCCACCUCGCUCCCAGGUGUUGCACAAUCCUCAUUCUGGGGCACCGUGCAAAGUGAAAUCUAGGAAAAUAUCUUUAAUUUAUGCAUAUCAGAUUCAACUUUGUCACUGUAUCAUGUACAUUCAAGGGCAAUGAAGCACAGUUGGCCUCUGAUAUGCUGGAGAUUUAGCCACGACAAUUGCAUCCUGUCGAUUUGUGGCUGAAGGGUUCCCUCGGAUGGUUAGAUUCUAUUAUAAGAAUGGUAUAUAUCUGGUAAGUCAACAACAAUUUAUCCAUAUAUGUCCAGUAACCCUAGUUACAUGUAUCUCUUGUAAGUAGCUGCUGAGGAUUAUUACAGUUUAGUUUGACAUGGUGCCACCUAGUGGUGCAUCAGAGAUGCGGCUAGGCUUAGAAUUUUCCAUAUCCUAAAUGGGAAGCCCCCUCCAUUGCUACUGGCUUAUAUCAUUAUAGUGCAUUCAAUAAACAAGUCUGAUUUUUAUAUUUUUUGUCACAUCUGGUUUUUGGGGCCAUGUCCUUCAUGGAUCCAGUAAAGUGUACAACAUGUCCCAAAACAUUGUGUUAAAGUGUCUGAGUUAUCAGAAAAUAUACGUUAUCUUAUGAGUUAUUUAUCCCCUUUCCUUCAUAAUUGUCUCUGUUCGAAAUUUAAAAAAAAAAAUGUUUAAUAAAAAUUAUUUGAAAAAACUGCCUAGAGCUUGUGCAGGUAUCAGAAGGAAAGCGAAUGUCUUAUUGUUUUUAUUUUUUAUUAUUGUAAUAUAUUUUUUGUGUUGAAUGUCUCAAUAUAUGUUUGUGUUUGUUGAUGUUUUUCAGGAAAAGCCUGUUUCUUUCCAUACUCCCCUUUUUGAACCACCAUAUUUGUGCACCUUGGAAAAGAUUGUUGGUUAUAUGACCUACUUCCUACUAUCGUCCAUUGCUUUUAUAAGUUGAUUGCUAUUUGUGGCUGCAGUAUUACCUCUCGGGUAUUCCUGCCAACUAUGAGUCAGACAGAAAGUACGCUCGAUUCUGAAAAGCAGCAGACCGUUGCAAAAUAGUGAGCAUUGGGUCAGAUAAAUGUCAAGCUGGCAAAAGGUGCCUUAUGAUGGCUGCUCAGAAAAGGCACGUGCAACGUAGUAAUCCACAAAGUCAAAGCACAUGUAUUAAAAUGCAUGUACAGCGAUUUAUAUUAAGAUAUUUAAAACAGGAUUAUUAUUAUUAUUAUUAUUAAAGUGUAUAAGGUUUAUAAAUAAGCUGUGGUUUUAUCACAGUCAUUCAUCAUCAGGCAGGUUAGACAAUCAUUUCACUGCACAUUCAGACUCCUACCACCACAGCCACUUGAAAAAGCAGAAGUGAUCAUGGUGGUUGGAGUAAUCCUUUAACUAAUGUUAGGUUCACAUGCUCUUAGUAGUGAAUUGUCCGGAUAUACAAUGACCCAACACAAAGUGUUUAACCCGUUAAGGACACAUGACAGAAAUAUUCCGUCAUGAUUCCCUUUUAUUCCAGAAGUUGUGUCCUUAAGGGGUUAAGUUAAUAUGUAAACUGCUUAGAAAUACACUUCUUACCUUAGAGUGAUAAGUGAUGUAAAUAAAGAAUUGUCAGAGACAAGCCAUGGUCACCCAUACAGAUAGACAUUAAUGAGUAGACAAGUCAAUAGAUCAUGGAUACCAGAAAUAAGAAUAAGUCAAGAUCAAGCCAAAAUGCGAAUAGAAAUCCAAGAUGAACACUCUCUGAUUACCAGUAAAUGGAAACCAUGACAGGGCGCACCUGGUGACACCAAAACGUGCGUGCACGGCGAUGACACACACCUGUUAAAAUGACUUUCUAAGAACCAUAGACAGUUUGGUGCUAUUCCCCCCAGUUUGAGUCAAACUGUUUUUUGAGUUGUUUGACAAAAACGAAGCCUCUCCUGGCAGUCACAGCCCUUUCCGACUGCUGUGACCUUAACCUUUGCAGAUGUGAACGUCUACAUUCGCUCAUUCAACUUUAGAAGGCAUUACAAGAUUGAGAACACUGGUUUGCUGAUUGAAUUGCACCUUUAAAAAUGGACCGUGAAUUGAGUAUGAUCGUUAAACACGUAUUAGAACCCCUCUUUUCUAGAAGUAAGCUUACCCUGCAUGUUGCACUCUUUUUCUUUCUGCUUUUUAGGUAUCAGCGGCAAAUUGACCAAGAUGGGAGCUUGUAUUUGUAUAAGCACGGCCUUUGAAGGGAAAUACCUAGAUUCCUAUUACCUGGAUUUGGUUUUACAAAAGAAUGUGAGGAUUGAGCGCCAUUCUGUUCCUGCUUUUAUUCCUCUAGAUCAGAUUGCGCAGACACAUUUAAACAAAGGAGACCUUAAAAAAUUUCUCUUCGUCAUAUUUGAACAUUUGAAUGCCUACUCUGGGAGGAAGUACCAGGCUGAUCAGCUGCAGGUAGUCCAUUAAUAAAUGUCUUUAUAAAAUAUUUCAGUACUUCUUAAUCCCUAUUUCCAGGAAUCAUUUGAUCGUUAAAAUUUUCAAAAGUAAGCUACAAAUCUAGAUUAUUUUGGAAGCGACAUAAAAUAUGAUUAAAAACUAUAAAAAGUAAUAAAUCUCUAAAAUAUCAACUGCGGCCAAAAGACUUUGAGCACUGUUUAUUUCAUUUUGUUUUUCCCCCCAAAAAGUAAAUUCAAAACUAAAGGUGUCACUUAAAGGUUUUGCUUGAUUUUUAGCACUAGAAAUUUAAAAAAAACUUAAAUUCAGGAUUCAUCCCCUUACAAUUCAUUCCUUUAUGCCAGUUUGCCAUGCCCUCAGGUCUCCCAUGCCCUUAGGUCCCCUCAAUGCCAGUCUCCUAUUCCCUCAGGUCCCCUCAAUGCCAGUCUGGCAUAUCGUCCAUUUUAUAGGGUGCAGUGAAUUCUUUGUUUUAUUUUUAUUUUUUUAUAAUGGGAUGUUAUCACCUAAAGACAUCCAUAUAAGCAGUAGGUUUAUGGAAGUAUAUUUUUUCACACCCACUUUUGCUUCUCACAAUUUGACGUGUGUGUGUGUGUGUGUUCACUAAUGUUUCUGCAUUUGCACAUCAUUUCAGUUGAUCACUAAUAACUAAUAAAAUGUGAUUUAUUUACUCAUCAGCCAAUCAACUUGUUUGGUUUUCGUUUCCAGGCUCUACCAAAGAUAGUCAUCCCUGGUACUGUGCAUAAGGACUCUCUUUGCACUCUGCUUACGUUCGAAUAUAAUAUGCAGGUGGAAGGAACCAGUGUUUGUUUUUGCGCUAAAUUACUUUACGGGGAUCUCAUGCGAAUCCUGCCCACUGAAGUUAAAAUCACUUACAAAGGUAUCUUCCUCUUAUCCGAGAUUAUUUGUUCCUUUUUCGUUUUGUACUUUCAUCCUAUAAACCGUUCUUUCAGAUAUCAAACCAUUUCUGGCUAACAUAUAUAACCAAGCACCGCUUUUAUACAGCACCAUGACAUAUUUUUGCAAUUCUACAUUAUAUAGAUAGCACAGAGAUCCUGUUCUGAAGGAUGCCUGCAAAUAGUAUUGUCACAUGGGCCAUACAAUAUUGGCAUUCAGAGGCUUAAAGGGACACUAUGAACACUAACACAACUUUAGCAUAAUGAGGCAGAUUUGGUGUAUGUCAUGUCACUGCUAUCUCACUGCAAAAUUCUCUGCCAUUAAGCAGUUAAAUCCCAUUGCUUAUUCAGCCAUCGUCACAUGUCCCCUAGCUGAGACUCACACAGCCUCCCUACACACUUCCAGUAAAGAGGUGUAUAUUUUUUGUUGAUUUUUUUUUUUACAUCAGAAAAUGUUAUUUGUUGCUUCAUAUUUUGUAAACAUCAUGGUUAAAAAAUAUUAAAUACCAAAUCAUCAUUUGUUUUUUUUUUUUGUUUUUUUUUUUUUUCGUGUAUAUAUACACCUUUCUCUUCAUUUUAAUUAUCUAAUCUUUCGUCAAAUGUAUUUAACAAUUACAAACAAAUAACGAACUAACCUAGACAAACGUUUGCUUGAUCGCAGAGGUCCAGAGCCAUAGAUAAAUAUGGAUAAGGGAUUCGAGGCAGGGGGUAUCCACAUACCUUCUUAGUUUAAAAGGGAAUUGAUUGAUUGAGAGUAAAUGCAGAAAUUUCACUGUCCAGGGUCUAGUUUUUUAUCCAUCUAUCCCAAAAACUAUAUUGAUGGCCCUUCAUUAGGGAAUAGUUAGUAAUAGCAUGCUCCAUUUUACAAUGUAUAAUACUUUGAGAGUGGAUCUUAGGCCAGCUAUCCACCCUAGAAGACUUCCAGUUUUGGCUAUUGAGGUUUGAACAGUAUAUGUGUGUGUGUAUGUAUAUUUUUCCAGUACUGCUGUGGAAAAUCCAGGUGCUCUUGUGCAAACUGUAAACGUGCAGCAAUGUUUUGUUUGGACAGCAGUGGCUUCCUCUGUGGUAUCCUCCCAUGAAAUCCAUUCUUGUUUAGUGUUUUAUGUAUUGUAGAUUCACUAACAGGGAUGUUAGCAUUUGCCAGUGACUUUUGUAAGUCUUUAGCUGACACUCUAGGAUUCUUCUUCACCUCAUUGAGCAGUCUGCGCUGUGCUCUUGCAGUCAUCUUUACAGGACGGCCACUCCUAGGGAGAGUAGCAGCAGUGCUGAACUUUCUCCAUUUAUAGACAAUUUGUCUUACCGUGGACUGAUGAACAGCAAGGCUUUUGGAGAUACUUUUAUAACCCUUUCCAGCUUUAUGCAAGUCAACAAUUCUUAAUCGUAGGUCUUCUGAGAGCUCUUUUGUGCGAGGCAUCAUUCACAUCAGGCAAUGCUUCUUGUGAAAAGCAAACCCAGAACUGGUGUGUGUUUUUUAUAGGGCAGGGCAGCUGUAACCAACACCUCCAAUCUCAUCUCAUUGAUUGGACUCCAGUUGGCUGACAUCUCACUCCAAUUAGCUCUUGGAGAUGUCAUUAGUCUAGGGGUUCACAUACUUUUUCCACCCGCACUGUGAAUGUUUACAUGGUGUGUUCAAUAAAAACAUAACACACAAAGAAUAAAAUGUUGCUAUUAGUUUAAGCAGACUGUGAUUGUCUAUUGUUGUGACUUAGAUGAUGAUCAGAUCACAUUUUAUGACCAAUUUGUGCAGAAAUCCAUAUCAUUCCAAAGGGUUCACAUACUUUUUCUUGCAACUGUAAGUUGAUAGAUAAUGAUUUGUCAUCUCCCAAAGAGGUCUGAUUAUUGGGCAGUCCCAGCAAAUAUGUUUAAACUCUGCAAUUGGCUCAGUGCAUCUCCAACAGUUGGAGGAGGCUACAGGAUACAUAUUUACUAUUUUUUGUGGGGGUUCUGUACCAUCUGUUUAGUAUCUUGUAAUGCGUUUUAUGUAUAUUAAAACAGUGGCAGGUUUUAUAUAAUGGCUUAAGAGAGUUAUUCCAUUCUUUCAUAGUUAUAUCUAUUUUCAAAUCACAAUUCCAUUUAGCAAUUGCCGGGGGAACUGAUUUAAUCUGAGCCUUGUAAAUUCAUUUUUGACAUUUGUUGACUAAAUGGGGCUAACCUGUUUGUUCAAACAUUUCUGAGAGCAACUUAACUGGUGGUUUGAUAGAAUGAAAUCUCAGAUAUUUAUUACCCUUAUAUAAUGAAACCAUUCGGUAGAAGAUAUACUAUAUCCAGUUUGAAGUCGUUCGAAAGGUUUUCGUGUGUUUCCUCUGGAGAUCUUUUCCAUACCCUUAUGGGUCCAUAGUUCCGGGUUUAUGUCUAUCAUUAAAUUUGAUAGUAUAUUUAAAUUUAUACCGUGAAUGAAUUUCAUUUUUAGACAAAUUUUUUUUGAACUAUUAACGAUUUAGAAUUUUGAAUGUGCUGAAUUGUUUCAUGGGCCAUAAAAGGGUCUUAUAAUCCCUAUCUCCCGUAGUCUGUUUCUGUUCUCUCUUAUACUAAUUUUAAUUAAUAGAAUCUUCCUUAUUUACAAUUAAAAUAUGCGCUAAUAGAUUGGCUUGUGCAAUAUCUUGAAUGAUUGCGAUACUCAUGCCUCCAUCAUUUUUCCUUGACAUAUCUUUUUUUUUUUAUUAUUAUUAUUUUUUUUUUAUUAUUAUGGGUUUUUUACCUAACCAAAUACAUUUAGUAAAUGAUGAUUGAAUUAAUUCUAACCAGCUAUCAGGAACCUUUAUAGGGAUCAUUCUCAUAAUAUACAAAAAUUUCGGUAUAAUAUAUGCUUUAAAUGUGUUUAUCUUCCCUGACCAAGAAAUUUACAGAGUUUUCCAUUUUUUAAAAUUAAUAUUAGUUUAUUUUACGGUAAAAUAUUAAUUUCCAUCCAUUUCUUUGGAUUUUUUGAGAUUUUUUAUUCGCAAAUAAUUAAAAUAGCUUUUAAAUUGUUUAAAUCCAUAUUUAUGUUCUAUAUUAUCAAUAUUAUUUUGGGAUGUUUUUAGAAAUAGUGCCGAAGAUUUUUCAGCAUUUAUUUUAUAGUUGGAGAAUUUACUAUAAUUUCCAUAACGUGGUCAAUAGAUUCCUCAGCUUUCUGAAUAGUUAUACAUCAGCAGCAUAUUACCUAAUUUUUUGAGUAUUGAUUCCUCCAAACCCUAUUAUAUCCUGAUUGGAUCUUAUGUCUGCUGCCAGGGAUUCAAUCGAUAAAAUAUAUAACGUUAAUAUUGGGCCGUAAAGAGAGUUCUAAUAUUUAAUCUUCCUUUAUUAUGUUUUAUUUAGAAUGUCUUAUUUCCUACUCUGAUAAUUGCCUGCUAGAGCUUGCAGGAGCCUCAGGUCAGUGAUUAACAUUUAAAUAACUUAACAGGAGAUAAGAACUUCUAAACUAAUCACAUUGUGCUAUAAGAUCUGAUUUAAAAAAACAAAAACCAUGUUGGCUAUUCACAACCAAGGAAGAUGGGGAUAAGUGAUUUUACUCCUAAAUUGCAGAGAAUUAAUCUGAGACUACAGGGAAAUAAUCUAUAUACCAAAACUGUUUCAUUAAGCUAAAGUUGUUUUUAAUGUUUAGUAUCCAUUUAAUAUUUGUAUCUGAUUGAACCAACUGCCAUAGUAACCAUGGUUGUUCUUAAAGGCAAUAAACUAUAGUCCUGUAGUCACAGACCUCUGAGACACCAGCCACUAGACUGCAUUCCCCAUUUGAGCACCAGAUGUCUGUAUGUGAGUCUAUUGUAGUUUUAGGUCAGACACACAGAAUCGGGUAUCAUUUUGUAUCAUUUUGUUAGCUGGGCCAAAGCUCUCAGAAGGUGCCAGGUUUGUGAUGACAAAAGGCUAGCAAUGGCAUUAUGUAUCGGAAAGGCUUGUUAAACAAGUAAAGUAAAUGGAAGACGAGCAACUGCAGUGUAUCUACCAACAUCAACUGCAAUCCCAUUAUCGCUCAGCAAAACCGGGCAUCAAAACCGAUUGAACUCCCCUCGGUGCAAAUUAAACGUUACUGUUGUACAUUACCUUUCAGCAGCUACCCUCAGCCGUAGAAACUGUUUUUAAACACAGAUUUAGGUGUUUUUGUUUUUUUAUCAAAGCAUAUGAUAUCAUCCAAAUGGGUUAGUGACCAGUACCAGACACGGACUGUAGUACAAUCAGUUUGUAGGGAAUCUACAGAACACACACACAUAGGCUAGCACUUUAAAUGUGAGGAGGGGGUUAUGCCUUUAAAUUGCACUCACAAGAUCUCCGAAACAAACAUGCAUAUAUCCUGUAUUGGGGAAUCCAACCUCCGGUCUUUUCUGUUUUGUUACAGACGCACUCCGAUAAGGAAAGAGAAAUCUAACAUAAUGUGUGCUGUGUAAAAUGGAAUACCUUUAAAGGAACACUAGUGUUAGGAAUACAAAACUGUAUUCCUAAUAUUACAACUAUAGUGCCUCUGCUACAUCCAUCCUUCAUGACCCAACUGCAAAUAAAGGGUUAAAACACUUAUAUUUUCAGGGCCAAUGUCCCUCAGUGCAGGGUUGGGUUCCUCCUCCGGCGACGUCACAGCGAUUUACGAGCAUUAUGUGCAAACACAGCGAGCACAUUAGGCCUUUCACAUAGGAAUGCAUUAAAUCUGUUUUCCCAUGGGUUUUUGAAGACACUGGACUGGACGAUGCUGGACUGCAAAGCGUGAGCAUUGUUUUAUGAAGUCAAACUGAAGGAAGCACUUCUAGUGGCUGUCUAAUAGACAGCCACAAGAGACAGUCUUAACCCUGCAAUGUAAACACUUCAGUUUCUCUAAACGGCAGUAUUUGCAGCUGCAGCGCUAAGGGGGCGGUGCACCCCAAUAAGAUGAUGUGGACUGGGUGCCUAUGAUGUCCCUUUAAUUAAAAUUGCAUUUCCAAAGAGAAUAUCACCUUAAAUGCAUGGUAAAACAGGAACACAGGAAGCAAUCCCACAGGUCUUCAAUGCUAGUAUCAAGUAUAGGUAUCCCAACGUGUUUUGUCCGCUUAGUGCCAAUUUAUUCAGGGAGUGAAGAUUAAUAUAUUGCUUUGACUCACCCACCCAUUUAAAGCGCUAAUAACUGGUAAUCAACCAAUCGGUGCAUGUCCUGUCUGUCCACAUUACUUUUACCUCGUUCAAGCCUCUCUUUCAAUGCUGCCAUAUUCACACUUGCAUACUGCACAUUUGCAUUCCACCGGCUAACAGAAGGUUGAAACUUGCAUACCAAAGUUCGUUCUCCAUGACUGAGGGCAUAUUUAUAGUCCCAAGCAGCCCAUGCAAUAAAUACAAUAAUUGCUACUUGUAGAAAAGAAAAAAUAACUUUGCUAUUAAUACACUGUAUAACUGCCUUAUCAAGAAUGGGCAACAGUGUUACCCAGGAUGAAAUAUGAAACUGAAGAGAGGGAUAUAUAACAUAUAAAAUCAAUUAUGAAAAACAAAGGUGUUAUAUGGGUAUAACGAGGAAUGAAAAAAUCAUUUUGUUACAUAGCCAUUUGCUCUCAGAGAGACUUCCAGCCCAGAACUGAUAAGAACCACAAGGUCCAAAAGGAUCAGUGAGCACAAACUUGUCAUGGAUUGCAGUUUUGAACUUGUGGAUCUCAUCAGCAUGGUACCGGUUCUGAUCUGGAUGUCUCCGACUCUGAGCAUAUCUCUAGGUACCAAAAUGAUUAUAUACAGUCCACGACUGGUUUCUGGUCACUGAUCCUUUCGGUUUUAAAAUAAAAUGUGUAAAUCAUCCUAAUUUGGGGGGUAACCCCUAAUAUUCAGCAAACAAAGAGAAGGGCAGGAGGAUUCUAAUGUAUCUGCAGGUACCUAAAGGUCCCCUCUGAGCCGAAAGGUGAAACGUGCUUCAGGGGCUCGGGUACUCAAACAGCUGCACUUAAUUACAUGCUGACCGAUUAUACCAGACGGACACUAAGGCUGUUUGAUCCAUGACUGCCACCCGCUUAUACUGAACUAGCUACAUUAUCAGUUCCAUUGCUUGUUACGAUUCAUACGGGGAUCCGUUGGGGCGGAUUUUGCUUACAAGGACACACAGGGACAGCUUUUGUUCAGGGAUGCCCUCGAAGGCACAACAGGACAAUUAUACUAUUAGGUUUAUUGGUCUAAACACUACCCUGUUUUACACUUUUGUAGCCAUUCCUAAAGGCAUUAGAUGAUACAGAUUUCGAUCUAUGUAACUGUUAUACUAGGAUUAGCAACUGUCUUGCCUGUAACACACAAUACAUUGCAUGGAUCCUACUACAGCCUGAGUGUGACUGAGAGCUUUGAGUGGUUAGAUCAAUAUUCCCGUGAUCUAGAAUAUACCUCUAUAAUAUAUAAUCAUAUGGGGUGUUAGUUGUUCACCUAUAAAAUACUACCUCAUGUAUUAGUUUGUCAUAUGAAUACCUGUACUCCAUAUACUCUGAUACUAUUUAGUUGACUAACACCACAUGUUUUCUGUUGAUUUAUUUAUUUUAUUUCAUUGGUUUUCAGGCGAUGCCUUCCCUUAGAAUUGAAACAGGGGAGUAGUCCCACCUUUUUAUUAAUACUAGCAUUAAAAGUUAAGUUUUAGUUAUAUACUCUUUCAGUCUCUAGUUAUCUAUAGCAAUUUACGUUCCACUUUUACUUAGGUAAAGAUAUUAGACAUAAACCGAUCUUCACUAUUCCACCUGCAGAUACAUCGGAAUCCUCCUGCCCUUCUCUUUGUUUGCUAAAAUAAAGUUAUGUUUUAAAACCAGGUCCAUUACUAAGAGUAGAAAUGCAGUUUGAAGCACGAUGCCCGUCUGUGCAAAAAUAAAGUGCUUCGAUCCUCCUUUUCCUACAGAGCACCGCAAUUAUGGAAUAACCUCAGGGACACAGUCAGAUCUUCAUUCAAUCUAAAAUCUUUUAAGAGAUCUAUGGCAAUAUACCUCAAUACAGGAUGCACCUGUCAUGGUUAAACAUAUGUAUUACCUGUUAUUUAUUAAAUUUAUAUAUAUAUAUAUAUAUAUAUAGUGUGUGUGUGUGUGUGUGUGUAUAUAUAAUAUAGUUUGUAUGUUGGAUUUUUGUAAUAUUGUAUCCUAUUGUAACAAUGCAGUGUUUGUGGACCCAGGACAUACUUGAAAAUCUCAAUGUAUCCAUACGUAAGAUAUUUUAUAAAUAAAUGUCGAGUUUCUGUCUCCAAGAAGGACUUCUUUAAAUCCAUCUUGAGCUGUGUAGGUAAUGCAUAACCGUAAUUUGUGUAUUUGCAAAAUGAAGCAAACUGAGAGCCAAGGCAGCUGGCCAUCUUGGAUAAAUUGCGAUGGUCCAGACAGAUGGUAUUUCUGUUUGUAAAGGACUGUACAAAGCGUUGGAGGACAGCAAUCCCAUUACCAGUUUAUGCCAUACUUUUUACAUAAUAGAAAAUAAUGGCUAAUUUUAGUUACAUUGACACAAUGUGUUGCUUGUCCAUUUAACAGUUUUCCAGCAUAGAGCAGGGGCCCUCACGGAUGCAAACCUUACUUUUAUCUUCUUUGUUUUUUACAUUCCUGCACUUCCCAUCUAGCUAACUAUAUUUUCAGAGUCUGCUUUCACAGAGUAAAAUUAAACUAAACCCAAGCAAUUAUGUUGUUUGCACAACUAUAAGAAGUUACAUUUUUAUGAAAUUUGUAACAAAUCACACAUUUUAGGCCGUGCUUGGAAACUGCAGACCAGCGAGAUACUUUAUAUUUGCAUUUAUAAGUUAAAUUCCAUUUUGCAGCUGGUUUGUCGCACCUUGAGUUGUUAUUUUAAUUAAUUUAGUUUUUAAUAUGUUUCAGAUUCCACGCUAUCCUUUCCAGACACUGUAUCAUCACAUUCCUCGCUGUUCAGCAGAAAAACCCUUCCUAAGGCUCUGGAAAUGUUGAAAUCUGCAAAUGAAACAUUGGUCCAUUCAAGCAUUUCUUUAUUGGGGACGGAUUCAUUUUAAUCUGUUUGUUCUGAUUUCAGAAAUUGAUUACAUUAAUAGUGUAAUACAGCAAACUUGGUUUUGAUAAAUCUAUAUUGAUUAUUCUAGCUCCAGAGACUUUCUAUGUGGACACAUGCGGAUGAUCAAUGUGGUGGGUUCAGAUUCCUGCUGUGUCAGUAAUAGAUUUGCCUUGUUCUAGGAGCCAUCUGAAGACCGUAGAAGCCAGAAACCUUUUGCUACAUGGCUCUCAAACUGCUCCUAUAUGUUGCCCACAUUCCUGUGGGCAACACACAUUGCACAGCAUACCCAACAUGUUCUCACGCCUACAACCACAUACAGCGGCUAUGUGACACCCAUGCACAAACAGUUCAUAUUGGCACCCGAGACAAACUCAUUAUAAAUACCAUUUGUGCCUAGAGACAAAUUGCCUUGCUGCUGUUUGGACAGUCUGUAGUAUUCUUUAAACCUCGGUACAUGGUUUUUAUUGGUUCAUUCAAAGCCAACGGAGUAUGUUUGCAUCAAGAAUGCAGUUUAUUAAAAGCAGAUAUGAAAAAUGACAGAAGAAGAUAUUGAUCUUCCAAAAGGAUGUUUGUCUUUCAGAUUUCUCGAAUUUCCUUCUACCAUUGUCCCAACCAUUGUCCACAUCUCCCAUGAAACAAGAAUUCACCAUACAAGUGUUCUGUAGUGUAGCCAAAAAUAUUCUGCGUAUAUUUGUGUACAUAAAAUAAAUAUGUUUUUUAUUGUACCUGAUGUGUUUGUCGUAUAUCGGUUUACAAACUGGGAUUAAAGCACUUGCAUAAACUCUGCCAUGAAGAAAAACUGAAUUAUAACUUAAAUACAUGUUGGAAAAUUUACUAAAUUUGAGAAUCCAGAGCUGAAUGAAAAUUGUGUUUCCAAACGCCAUAACCACUACAACUCACAGUAGGGGUUAUGGUGCCAGUUUAUUUACAACUUAACUGGAGUCUGCUGAGCACCAGUCACCUCUUUUGCAGCCCUGAGCUAUGUCCGGCAGUGCUGGGCUAUCACAUUGGCAUAGAGUGCUUAUCUGGCACUCUUCAUCCGUGAGCUGGCACUGCAGGAGAGCUAAUGGAGGCCACUAGGAGGAGAUGCUGGCUCCAGAAAAGACUGUGCAUGCACAGCUGUCCCCAUUUAACUACUUAUCCCAAGGUAACUUAAACCACAAGCAAAAUUUUGAAAAUCUGAUGGAAUCGUCAGACAAGUGGCUCCCGUUUGACUGUACUAUGCGAUACUAAGCCACACAUAAAGCCUGCGUUGGGUAUUCAAGCUGUUAGAACAGGGAGUCGAUGAACAUGCCAGUACCAGCAAGAUGUUUUUGUAUCUUUAAUAAACCAUCUUAAUUGAUCAUUAAAGGUAAUAACGUAGAACGUUGGAUAUAUCUUGUAACGUUGUUGAUUAUUUAAAGCCUCUGAUUCUCCAGGGAGUAAAACAUUGUGUAAAAUAAAUAUAAUAGAGCUCUUGUUUUAAGUUUCCCUUCAUGCCAAGAAUAGAUCGGUCACAGUGAUUAGGCUUUCAUUUAAAAGGACAUGUGCUUGCAGUUGAGACCCUCGUGGGUUUUAAAUAAGGAGAAUGAGCUUCUCUACCGGAAAAUCGAACUAUACAUGGCACGUAGCAGACUAUACAGAGGAACCUCCGCUUAUUAUACUUGUGGGAAUAUUUGCUAAAUUCAGUUUUAAGGUUUAGGCAGACAUGAAAAUCUCUGGCUAUUUUUGUAUAAAUAGUGCAAUGUCCUUCUCGCUUUCUUUGGUUCCUGGUUAAUAAAUAUUGAGGGGUGUAAACCAGCCCUGGACCACAAACUGUUGCUGUACCCCCAGCAAUCUUUCAAUGGGAAUGUUAAGUUUAAUUGUUCGGGAUUUAAAAAAAAUAAUUGACUUAAUUUGCCUAAACUUUGAAAUUCGCUCUAACUUGUAGACAAUUCACCAAUUAGUGAAUAACAGUAAAUGUUCUUAAGAAAAGAAGAUUCAAAGUAAACCUAUAUACUUUCGUUUAUGUUACAGGCAAAGUGGAAUCGGGAAAUGUUAUACAAUGUCUGAAAAACACCUGCGAAUGCGUCCAGACAAAGUUUAAAAUACAAUUGGAAAAUAUUAAAAAGCUUUGGUUUAUUUUUAGGAUUGCAAAAAGUUCAGGGGAUUUUUACCUUGGUGAUUCGCUAAAAUGUACUCAAAAGGGUUACCAUAACCACUUCAAAUGAGUGACUUGUAGAACUCAUGUGCAGUGUUUCACUAUGAAACGGACAUACAGAGUUUAACCCCUUUGCUGCCGUAGGUUUAAUUAAUGAAUUCACUUCAUUAGCUAGCCCAGAAAAAGAACUGCAGCCGGCCGAUAUCAAUUCUGUGAAUAUUGGAUGCCUGAUGCCGUAACAAACGUCACAUUGCGGCAGAGCUUCCCCUCACCCCGUCCUCCUCAUUCAUCCUUCCUGCUCUGCACAGGAAUGGAACAUGAGUUUUGGCUUUAUUUUCUGGGAUAGGAAGGAUUACUCUAACCACAAACAGUGUUUUCUUAAACACUCUUAUUUGACGUUAGUAAAACCCUUUACCGUAGAUACUUGCUACAACAUGGAACCUGACUACAUGAAUUAUACCAAGAUCAUAUAUUUAACUACCGUAGGAAUUAAUAAAGGAAUUAUGGUACAUUUUUAGGCCAAAAUAAUCUUAUAUGAAAAAUUCUCAUUCAUAAGUUCCUGACAUGUUCAACCAAUCUAUGCCAUCUACAUUUGGACAAACGUGAUACUGCUAAUACAGAAUGGUGUAAUGGAGAGUGAGAGGCCAGGCCACAGGGGCUGGGGGACAUAUAAAGGGUUAUUAAACAAAAUUAAUUUUAAAAAUUUAAGGUCUAGAUUGCCAAAUCUCAGACUAUUCUGGCCUUAAAUCUGAAACUCCAUUUGGAUUCUCCAUUUAGAAAAUAACCCUGGAAAAUUGUACCAAAUCACUCGAAAGCAGUUUAACACAGAACAAGGGAACAGAUGUACCAUAGCUACUACUAUAACCACUAUUGUGGGAUGCAGUGGUUAUGGUACGUAGUGUCCCUUUAAUAAAAUAACUGUAUAAAAUAACCCUGUAUUUGGUUAAAGGGACAUUGCCUGUAACAUAUAUCUAAAUUGAAGCAAAUUAAAUGUUUCUAGAUUAGAAUUUCCAACUAGCUUCCGGAAGGACUUGUUCUAUGCACGUCUUUGUGAGCACUUCCUGUGCAGGAGGCGGGAAGUUGAGUGCACUAAACUAAUAAAAUAUCAAGUCACAAACCUUGUGUUCUGUCGAAUAUGGAAAAAUACAUAUAUUUUAAGAGUUAACAUGUCUGCAGGCCCCCAGACAUUAGAAUUGAUCUCCGCCAUGUCUAGUAUGGUGCAUUGUUAAAGUUUCUACUCAAGGAAUAUUGCUACGAGCCCAAAAGUGCAGACUGGUUUAUAACAUUGGUAAAUGAUCGAUGUGGUUGGUUUUUUAUUGUUUAUAUGUGUAAAGGAAAUCAGUCCCCUAGCGGGAGGCAGAGUUACAGUUUCCCUGUCAUUAUCCAGACAACGCAUUUCCCAUGGUAUUUCUUUAGUAUAGACUUUUACAAUUGGAAAUCCCCAUGCAAUCGUGGAGUUUCAGGCUAAUCUUCCCCUCCCCAAAGGUUUCAUUCUCACCAAUUACAGCGCAUCUUCAGGUUACCAUAUAUAUUAUAUUCAUAAAAAUAUAGAUCUAAAAAAAGGAUCAAAGUAUCCCUUCCGGUAAUAGGCAGUACAACUGCCCACCCAAUAAAUCAUUGGCCUUUCUGAUAUGCAGUGUUGCCACAGUCUUUCAAAUUUCAACUGGAAUAAAAAAAAGAAAAUAUUUGGUGCAAUGAGAAUUUGCUCCUUGAUUUUACUGUGUCACUGUAUACUCUUUGUAGUAACACGUCGAUGUCCUUAGAAAUCAGACUUACAAAAGCAUAUUUCUUUGUGUGUAUUUGGGUUAGGAAAAAAGAUAUUAUAUAUUUAUAUAACAUUUUUUUACCUUGUUAUCUUUUUGUUCUGUUUUGUCUUUGAAAAUAAUGCAUGGAUGUAUGUUUCGUAAAGUUCUCCUAAUUCCGGUGAGUGUGUGCAGCAUCUAGUGAUGUGUUAGACACACUGAUAGCACUCGAGAUGAAAGGUGCAGUGGGCAAUGUGCGGGCCGUAUUUGGAAGGUAAAUACUAGCCAACUGUUAAAAAAUAUAACUAGAAUUUUUACAAAUGUGUGUGUGUUUGUGUGUUUCCAACUUUGUUGUCAAUAUUCAUAUAUAGAUAUAUUUUUCUGUUUUUAAUCCAAACGUAAUGAAAUAUAUUGCACUUUUUGAAUUCCUCCUAACUACACAGUGGGUAGAUUAUUAUUAUAACAAACUAUCCCUAAGCAAGCACUUCUCUCUCGACUUCAGACUGUCCUGUUCCAUUGAGAAGAUGUCCUCAGUCCAGCAGUCCCUCGCAUUAAGUGGCAUUCAAUGUCUGUUGGAUUUCUAUGCCCACAGUCUACAUUCUGGAUGAAGAUAUACAUUCCAUGUACUUCUUGUAUUACCCUCCAUAGUCCUGUGUCUACACGAUCUGCUGGUAUCACACGUGGUGCUUUCGGCCCUGUGUCCUCUUGUCGUGGUUUUAGGACAGUGAAUGUCAAUGCUUGUUUCAGAAGGAGACAAUCUGUCUCAAGAAGCGAGUGCUGUAGAGUCAGAGGAUGUCAAGCAGAUACGUUUAAAAGGCAACUCCAGAAAAAAAUAAUGAAAGUUUUUUUGUUUUUUUUCUUAAUAUGUGUAGUCUAUGAAGUUUUUUUUUCCUUUUCUAGUGUAACUAGAAAAUCUAGAGUAGAUCGAUUAUAAAGUUCUGAAGUAGGACAUCUGUGCCUGAGGUGUCAGUCUGCAUUGACGUUAUUUUUGUCUUUCAUCUUGAUGACUUUUGCUGGUGGAGUCGACCAGCUAUCAAGAGUUGUCCACAACUUGAUGUGGGAGAGUUACCGAUGAGCCAUUAAUGAAUGAGCCUUGCUUGUCC